Trichoplusia ni (cabbage looper) is the source of this 3345-nucleotide messenger RNA. It is a transcript of the gene Tre1, whose product is annotated as protein trapped in endoderm-1-like. The record is from RefSeq and is a predicted model, not a curated record. Gene Ontology annotation, biological process: G protein-coupled receptor signaling pathway. The transcript is spliced from 6 exons. Gene Ontology annotation, cellular component: membrane. Gene Ontology annotation, molecular function: G protein-coupled receptor activity. The coding region runs from base 383 to 1459 and encodes 358 amino acids. NCBI's taxonomy places the organism in Eukaryota, Metazoa, Arthropoda, Insecta, Lepidoptera, Noctuidae.
UAAUUAUUAACAAUUUGUUUAAAAUCGGUGAGUGGAGUUUUAUGAUUUUGAAAACCUCUUUAGUGCAGCGAUGCGUUAAAAAAAGUUCACCUUUCUCCGGUCGUGUUUGCGCGGGCUGGUGGCAGAAAGAACGCGCGCGUCAGUUGCGUGCGGUGUCUCGUGUCAGCUGCUUGUGCGUGGUGUUAGUAAAUACUGUGGAACUUUAUCGUGUGUGUGGAACUUUUGUGAAACCGUAAUUGUAUCAUUUUGAACUUAAAUUGGAUCCAACAUGGCUGAAAGAAGCGUUUAACAUUACAAUGUCAAAUAAAAAAGUAUAAAAUGUCAAGAAAAAAUUCGAAAUUAAAAUUUUAAAUUGUGUGAAGUGAUAGUGAAGUGCGUAACAAUGUCUGAUUCAACAUUCGAUAUGUAUUCCGAGAACAUUACAAAAAUGGAACAGAAUAUAACCCAGUACCCGACCGAGGCGACGAUCCUCGCGGCGGCGUGCGCCUGCAUCUUUAGCGUCGUCGGCGUCGUCGGCAACCUAGUAACCACAGUCGCGCUGCUGAUGCACCCGAAGCUGCGCGGCCACGUGACCACCAUGUUCGUCCUCUCUCUCUGCGUGUCGGACCUGCUGUUCUGCUCCAUCAACCUACCGCUCACCGCCAACCGCUACAUCAAGCAGCACUGGAGCCUCGGGCCCAGCCUCUGUCAGAUGUUCGCCUUCGUCUUUUAUGGGAACGAAGCCGUGUCCCUGCUGUCAAUGGUUGCGAUUACUAUUAAUAGAUACACAUUGAUCGCCUACUACGAUAUGUACUCGCAGAUCUACACCACCACCAAGAUCUGGGUGCAGCUGCUGAUGGUGUGGCUCGUCUCCUUCGGACUAAUGGUGCCACCACUCCUGGGCGUUUGGGGACAACUGGGGCUGGACCCCAGCACGUUCUCGUGCACGAUCCUGCCGAAGGACGGCAAGUCCCCCAAGAAGUACCUGUUCGUGUUCGGGUUCGCGCUGCCGUGCGUCGUCAUCAUCGUGUCGUACUCGUGCAUCUACUGGCGCGUGCGGCAGAGCAAGCGCAAGCUGGAGGGCCGCAGGUGUGUAUGUGGCAAACUGAGCGGUCAAACAGCAAAGGAAAAAGAAGAUGACUCUCGCCUAACGACCCUCAUGCUGACCAUCUUCCUGUGCUUCCUGGCGUGUUUCCUACCGCUGAUGAUCAUGAACGUGGCGGACGACGGCAUCACGUACCCCUGGCUGCACGUCAUCGCCUCCAUCCUAGCCUGGGCGUCCAGUGUCAUCAACCCAUUAAUCUACGCGGCCACUAACAGACAGUAUCGCGCAGCCUACGCUAACCUCCUCAAAUUUUGUAAGAACAGCACCGUAGGCAGGCGAACGACUUGGGGCAGCAGAACUAUGGGCCACUCCUCGAACUCCCCACAUUACGUCGAGAAAAGGAACCACCAGAAAGAUAAACCGACAAACUUAUGAAUUGGCGACAUCUAGCGGCGGUAGCGUGAAACUUUUCGGUUAGUUCAUAUUUCAAAUAUAGAUGUCAAGCCGUUGGUCAACACGUUUUUGACUAUUGUAAACGUUAUAAAAAAUACGCUAAGAUCAAUUCUGCAAGAUUCGAGUGUUACAAAUUGAAAUGACGUGACACACAGAUUUAUUUAAAUAGUAAUGCGCAUUCAAUCACAAUUAUUAUUAGAUUUGGUAAUUUGUUGUUUUUGGCUGGUAUGUGUAUAAAAAGCUUUUUCUUUUACUUUAAUUACAAGGAAUGCUUUGAAAGUAAUUGGGAAGCGUAAAUUUAGGCUAAGUUGGUACUUGAUUCGUAUUCUUGAAUAAUCCGAUGUUUAUUCUGCAUUUAUGUUUGUGAAUCUCAGCGCUGCGGACAUUGUGCUGAUAUCUAUUUAAUGCAAUUACAUUUUCCCUAAAUAAAACCACACAUAUUAUACGAUUUCAGCAGCGGUAUGGGUAAUUGUAUUGGCAAACAAGUUAUCACAAUGUCAUUACACAAACUUGUCUCUAAAUCUAUUGAGCCUCUGCGUGUAUGCGUACUUUUAUUAAAAUUAAUAACGGCAACUGAAAUGGUUAUUUCGAUGGCCUUUCGAUGGCGUCGUUCCAUGAAAAAAAGAGAUAGCGCUAUCUGUACAGCGCCAUCUAUCUUUUUUUGGAGUCGUAGUCAGUUGUUUUCAAAAUGGCAUUUUUCUGUAAAUAUUAAUUGUACUUAUGUAUAUAAAUCAACGGCAUCUUUAUAAUAGCUUGAUGCUUACCAUUUAACAUAACCAAAGUAAAAUAUUACCUUAUUUUUUAUGAAUAAUCAUUUUGUAUUUAAGUUUAAUAUAUAAAAAUAAUUAUUUAAACAUAAGAAUGCAUUCCUUUAGAUUGUAGACUAUGUUUAGUACUUUUAUUACAGUUAAUUGGGUCCAGAACUUACUAAAAUUGAUUGUUAUUUGGUUUGUCUGUAUCCGUCACAUUUGGGACUUUGAUAAUUAUUUGUUGAGAUAGUAUAAGUUUCAUUAGUAACUUAUUAUGUAACCAGUUAACAAAAUGCAGUUUAUUUUGAUAAACAGGGAGUAAGGUAUCAUUAAAAAUAAAAAGGAAAAAGUUGUCGGUCGCCCACGGGCCAGUGACCACAGCUACAAAACGCCGCCACCCUGGCUUACCUAUCUAGGGCCCCGAUUCUGCUAUUUACAGGGGCCAAUGAAUGAAUGGCAAUUGGAUUAAAUUCGAAACUAUUCCUAUACUCCCAAACAUAUUGCCAACACAAUAAUUGGACAUUUAUUGAGUGACCACGAGUGUUCCGCUCCGUACUGAUUUUCCUAUAAUUGUGUUGGAAAAAAUCUUAGAAUAAUACGAAUAGUUCCAAUUUUCAUUAAAUCAUCGGCCAUUGUAAACAGCGACUUCUACAGGCUGAACAUUGAUCGCGAUACAGAUCCCUAAACGUGAUCUAGAUCCAGAUUGAACGCCUGAGAGAUUGACGAUAUGUCGUCAGUCAAUUUAUUUCUAGCAAGUCAUGAAAUCGCUCAUAACAUAAUAAAAUGCUCCAAUUCACUAGAACUCUUCUAAAAGCACUUAUUCCGACACUCGAGAAUGCUCUCUACAUCCAUUUGCGUCAUAUCCACAUCAAAUAAUUGUCAUAUUCCUCUAUUAGCUAAUAUAAUAUAGUUCUUGUGAAGACUGAUAUGUAAAAGUCAAUUAGGUUAAAGCCUCACCCAUAGCUAACAAUCACAACACCACGUUGACGUAGUAAUUAUAAAAAGAAUACUUAUGUUACAUAAAGUUAAAUAUCAGGCUAGGCAAUCAAUGUUUAUUAAAAAUAUAGAAAAUAUUUGUUUAAAAUAAUUUAUUGUAUUAAUUAGCAUAAUUUUGAUAAU